Orbicella faveolata is the source of this 4385-nucleotide messenger RNA. RefSeq lists its product as uncharacterized. Gene Ontology annotation, biological process: regulation of centriole replication. Gene Ontology annotation, cellular component: centriole; centrosome; cytosol. The record is from RefSeq and is a predicted model, not a curated record. NCBI's taxonomy places the organism in Eukaryota, Metazoa, Cnidaria, Anthozoa, Scleractinia, Merulinidae.
CUACCAGCGAAGAAAUCAAAAUGGCGCGGGAAGCCGAGUUGUCCGCGAUUAACGAAAUUUACAGCACAGUGCGUUUCAAAACUGGUCAAAAUUGACCACUGUCAGUUUUCUCUUAGAGCGACAUGAAGAAGCAAGGGAAUAAAGGCAGAGAGCUUUUGAAGCCAAGUCCCAAUGAAGAGGCCAUCAUACUCCAAAGUGAGAAGGAAAGAAGGAAGAAACUUCGUCUCAAACAGAUCAGAGAACAGGAGAAAGCAUUUUCACGCAAAGUGCUAGAAGAUGCAAGGAAAAGGAAAAAUGUUGAACUGAAAGAGCUGACCUGUCAUCUCAAGGACCAAUGGGAUAGUGAACACAGUAGGCAGCAAUCAAAUUUGGAGAAAAAAUAUCAAGAAAACUUGGCAGAGUUUGGAUUAGGACACAAAACAGCUUCUGAGGACCAAACUGAAUACACCAAACCAGAACUAACUGAGGAGGAAAAACAGAGGGCAUUAGAAAGGUACAAGAAAGCAGUAGAUCAGCUGAUGUAUGAUAGGGCCAAGAGUACUCAGUCAGAGCGGGAUCGUGCUGAAGCCAGGCAAAAAGCUUUAGAAACUGAACGACGACGUGCAGCAAAAAUUGCAGCAUUACCUCCACCUGUGGAUCCAAUUGGGGACCUGUAUCUGAGGAAAGAUCAGUCAGUUCCCGACCAGAAAACGCUGGACAGCUUCACUGCAUCACGCUUUCAUUUGCACCCUUCUGUACAUGUAGAAAGAGAUUUGGAUCCAAACCAGGAGGAUGCCCGAGAGGCUGCCAAAGAUGAGGAAGAAAGAAUACAGAUUAUUAUGGAGGAAGUGCAGCGUGACAAAGCAGAACAGAUAGAGAAGGCUCGACUGAGACACAAACAUGCAUUGGCACAACUGCAGUUGGAAGAAGAUCACAAGAAACUGAUGGAAGAGCUUGACAGUUUAGAGAGACAUGAUCGUCAAAGAAGGCAAGAAGCUGUGGCAAGAAUCCCGGUACGUAUAUUUCAACCACCUCACAAAAGAUUGGAAGAUGCUGAGGAUCGACAGAGAGACUUGGAGCAAGCAUUUGAAGACAUGUACAUGCUGCAGACAGGUUACACAGGUGACCUGACUGUCACCCUUGAACCUUCUGAGUCUUUAAGGCCAGCAUCACAAGAUAGUUUACAGUCAGAGAGUGAUCAGAGUGCUUCUGAAUCUGAGGAGGCCAAAGAGCCACCACAAAGUGUGCCCAGUACCAUUGUUCCUGGUAGGGGCUCAGAGAGAGUGGAGCAUGAUGACGGACCAGAAGCAGACCCUGAAAGAGCACCUUCUGGGGAUAGUGCUCCCAAGGGACCCUCUGAAGAUCCAUUACGGCGCCUUUUGCAGAGGAUUGAGAGACAGCGUGACCAGUGGAGGAGGAGACCACCUACUGAAGAAGCUCAACCACAGGCUGCUGGAACAACAGGCAUCCCUCAUUCUGUGCCUUCAACUAAACUUCCACUAAAGAAACAAGAAUUCAGGAUUCCCGAGACCAUUCCAUUCUCUACUACUCCUAAGCAAAUUGCAGAUGCAGAAUUGUCUAAAGUGGAGGAGGAAGCAGAAGAAGAUGGUGGACAUGACGCAGCUGAGGUAGAGAAUAAGCCUCCAGGCCCUGUCCCGGACCAUGAUAGUGGCAUGUCGCAUCCAGCUGUGGACGGGGCACGGACAUUACUUCAUCCAUUGGAGGCUGCGCAAAGGUCACGCACUACCACACCCAUAGGAAGAGCACCCACAGCACAACUAAGCCAACAGGAGGCUCUACUGGAACAACAAAGACUAAAACUUCAACUACAGCAACAAAAUCUCCUUCAGCAACAGUUGGAACAGCAGCUGCAAGAAUACCAAAGACAGCUAGCUGAUAUUUAUGGACAUGUUGAUGUGCCUGGGGGGCCCUUAGUCCCUGACUUAGGGCCCUCAGGGAGAAUGUCUUUGGAAGAGCCAUCCCUAGGCGGAUCCCCUUAUGAAGGGGCCUCAUCUCUUCCAGACACGACUUUGGAGGAACCAGAAGGUGUGCAACAGAGCCCCCUCCAUUUACAAGCCCCUUUCAACACAGCCCUCCAGACUGUGGUCCCCAAGAGCUCAUCAAGAGAAGGGUCCCCACUGCUAUCUGAGACACUGGAGUCGUCAACACUGGGAAGCGUAACUUCCGAUGAAACUGUGAAAAUAUCAGAAUUCCAAAGAACAUUGGAAACAGCACGUGCCACGGCGGAAAAAGCAGCUCAACUACGGCAGAAAGAAAGGAACGUUUUACAGGAGCUUAGCAGAGUACCUUUGGAAGAUGUACCAUUCAGAAGUGACCAUAUCCUUCCAGAGAAAGAUGUAUCUUCUGGAAGCGCUUCAAGCCUUCAAUCCAACGAGCUUGUUAAUGUUUCAACCCCAUCGACUCUUUCACUUAGCAUGACAUUACCCUCUGAACUUAGCGUGACAGCGACCAUGUCACGCACCACUCAAUCUGGUUCAUCUUCUCGUGAAUCUGACCAUGCAUAUCCAUUAACCUCUCAAAUUCAGUCACGUUUCUCUGAUGUCAGCAAAACUGUUAGCGUAACAACUGCAGCAUCGUUUCUUACGAAGAUUUCUCAAAACGAAUUCUCUCGACCACUGUCAUCCAUUCCUCAACAAUAUUCGGUGUUAGCCUCAGGAUCCGAAACUUCCACUCGCACCUCCAGUGCUCUACCAUCUACUGUAUUAAGCAGUGGCAUUGCAACAGAGGUCCCUGGCAGAAAUUCUCUAACGGUUGCUUCUUCCAGUGGAUCAGUGCCAUCAAGAGUGUCACAGCCUUCUGUUUUUCAACCAUCUAUUGCUCGUUCAGGUUAUUCUCCAGGGUAUGUAGACUACUAUUAUCAAAAGAUCGAGGAAGAACGUCAGCUUUUUGAAGCGCAGAGAAACCGCAUCCGGCGUUAUAGUGACUUAAUAUAUAAGAAAACAGCCCUAGAAGGUCCAGAAGAUCAAACGUCUCAGGCCUCAGGAAGCAUGAGAAAAAAUGUGCCUCCCACAGGGCCUCUCGUGAGAACGAGCCCUUAUAUUUCAGACCAGUAUGAUAGGGUCCCUUUGCAUCUAGAAAGGAAUAUAGAAGACACAAAUAAGGAAAAUCAGGACUACAUUGCAAAUUCCACAGGAUUUAUAGGACAGGACAGAUUACAGGAUAUUUCAAAGAGGCUUGGCGCCUUCGAAAAGGCGUUAACCACCGGAUCUUAUUCUACGGUUGUGACUUCCAGUUACACUUCAAAGCCUUUGAGAACGAGUGAUUGGAGUCAUGGAUCUAGUACAGAGUACAUGUCACUUCCACGUGAAGCUGCUAGAGUAGGUGCGACUGGUAGUGCAGGGUCAACUUUGUCUUCCUUGUCCGAGCUGACGGAAAUGAUGACGAGAUUGACGUCAACAAGUGAUGAAUCUGACAUCACAUCCCUUAAGUCACGUGACAUAUCAGGUGCCAAAGAGGGACUGCCUUCAUGGGGCCGCCGUAAGCAUGUUGUUUAUGGCCCUGAAAUGGCUGCAGAUGCAGGAUUUGGUUCCUCUGUUGGACAUUUGUCAUUAAUUGGCUUAGAAGGGAACAUUAACAUGAGGGGUUCAUCUAGAGAUAAGCUUUAUGUUCCUAGCAGUUUUGUGUCCUCAAAAGCAAAUGGGGCCCAGGAUGUUGCUCACGCAUGUGUUCCCAUGAGAAUAAGCACCACAUCAUCUGGGGUUGUUGAGCCCCAUUUAAAUGCAUCGGGGUCACGCUGGACUAGGGGCUCAGGUGGAAAGCAGUGGUUUGUACUUUCACGAUCGCACACCUUGUCAUCUGGUGGAGGAAUUUUAGAGAAAGAUAGUGACAUCCCAGGGGAGGUGGGGACGGACAAUGUGUUCCCUGAUGCCUCUGAAAAGAUAGGUCCUGUAUCAGGCCGUGAGGAGACUGGAUCCGUGGCAUCUGUUUCUUCAGGCAGUCUAUCUUCUGGCACUGUGCAGUCUGGUAUUAGUGACGAUAGACUUCAUGAAUCAUUUGCCACAAAUGUUGAGCCACGCGGAGUCGAACCAUCUACAAUAUUGUCUGUGUCUAAUGAGACACAAGAAAGUUCCUCUACAAACAGUGAUCUCCCUGAAGACAAUCAAUAAAUCAAGUACUGGAAACUCAGAGGAAACUGUUGGAUAUGAAAUGGAGCAGGACAAACCCCAAGAAUUCCUAAAGAAAACUCAGGCCAGGGUUGACAAGGCCAAAGCAAAGAGAACAUUAGUAAAGCCUCAUUUGAAUGCCAAACAGUGUGGAAAAUUAUGGGCUGUUGGAACAGGACAUUAAAGCGAUUAAAACUGCAAGUUCUAGAGAUGUCGGAAUCAAACAAGGAAAAGAGCAACCAACCAUUUUUGUUACUGAAAGUUGGAAACUAGUAAAAAAAA